AUGCUUCUAGGUACAACUCCAUCACCACCAAAGUCUACCAACACUGGAAUGGGAUUGUUUUACUCUCCAGACCUCAGAGAAACAAAUAGGAUCACGACAACACCUUCAACACCAUUAAGCACACGAGAGGAUACCAUCCCAUCAUCUGGAACUGGGACACCCACUCUUCCUGAGAAGUCAGCUUUAACUUCACUCUCACUAACACUAGACAAAGUCACUGACACAAACACACCUUUACCCAUGACAAGUUUGGCAGUUACAAACACCUCUUCACCAACCACAGCCACCCUGAGGAAAACUGUUCACAGCAUAGUCCUGUCUGAGACUCAGGAGAAUGACACUGCAACUGUUUCCCCAACCCCAACAACAAUGUCCACAAUGAGCAAGCCACCAGACCCACACCACAGCACAGUCACACAGACGUCUUCCCAGCCAGCACAGAUGGGCUCAAGCACAGGCACUGGUACAGCCCAGUCACCUACUGCAGUGACCUAUGAUGAUGUGCAUAUCAACUUCACUUGGGAGGAGUGGACUUUGCUGGAUUCUUCCCAGAAGAAUCUCUACAAAGAUGUGAUGCAAGAGACCUACAAGAGCCUCACUGCUAUAGAUACAAAAAUUAUCAUACUGGAGAAAAAGCCUCUAUAUUUACUCAGUGUGCAAAAGCCUUUUCAUAUCACAGUCAUCUUCAGAAGCAAGGAAGUAUUCAUACUGGAGAGAAACCCCAUGAUUGUAUUCAAUAUCCUGAAGCCUUUGCACACAACAGUAGUCUCCCAAUACAUAAAGAAACAUGUACUGGAAAGAAAACCAAUGAAAGUAAUCAGUUGUGGUAAAGGAACUGCAUAUGUCAGUAAUCUCCAAAUACAUGAAAGAACACAUGCUGGAGAGAAACCCUACAAAUGUAAUCAAUGUGAUAAAGCCUUUUCGCAACACAGUCAUCUUCAAAUUCAUGAAAGAACACAUUCUGGAGAGAAACCCUACAAAUGUAAUCAAUGUGGUAAAGCCUUUGCACAACACAAUGCUCUCCUUAUACAUAGAAGAACACAUUCCGGAGAAAAACCUUACGUAUGUAAUCAAUGUGAUAAAGCCUUUUCACAACACAGUCACCUUCAAAUGCAUGAACGAACACAUUCUGGAGAGAAACCCUAUGAAUGUAAUCAAUGUGAUAAAGCCUUUGCACAACACAAUGCUCUCCUAAUACAUAAAAGAACACAUUCUGGAGAGAAACCUUACAAAUGUAAUCAAUGUGAUAAAGCCUUUUCACAACACAAUGCUCUCCAAAUACAUAAAAGAAUACAUUCUGGAGAGAAACCCUAUAAAUGUAAUCAAUGUGAUAAAGCCUUUGCAUGUGCCAGUAGUCUUCAAAUACAUGAAAGAACACAUACUGGAGAGAAACCCUACAAAUGUAAUCAAUGUGAUAAAGCCUUUUCACAACACAGUCAUCUUCAUAUGCAUGAAAGAACA
Messenger RNA from Peromyscus leucopus (white-footed mouse), 1461 nucleotides. RefSeq names its product zinc finger protein 120-like. Gene Ontology annotation, biological process: regulation of transcription by RNA polymerase II. Gene Ontology annotation, molecular function: DNA-binding transcription factor activity; RNA polymerase II cis-regulatory region sequence-specific DNA binding. NCBI's taxonomy places the organism in Eukaryota, Metazoa, Chordata, Mammalia, Rodentia, Cricetidae. The record is from RefSeq and is a predicted model, not a curated record. The annotation marks the transcript as partial. The transcript is spliced from 5 exons.